Messenger RNA from Condylostylus longicornis, 2361 nucleotides. Its product is annotated as Y+L amino acid transporter 2. Gene Ontology annotation, cellular component: membrane. Gene Ontology annotation, molecular function: L-amino acid transmembrane transporter activity. The record is from RefSeq and is a predicted model, not a curated record. The transcript is spliced from 10 exons. Lineage: Eukaryota; Metazoa; Arthropoda; Insecta; Diptera; Dolichopodidae. Gene Ontology annotation, biological process: amino acid transmembrane transport. Bases 518 to 2023 code for a protein of 501 amino acids.
CGAAUUUAUCACAUGUAUCACCUUUCGUCUAGAAACUAUUGUGAGAAAAGGGGAAAAAAUUCUUUUGAAUAGAAAAUUUUAUUAAUGUGCUUAAAAAAUAAUUAAGAAGAAAAUUAUUUGAAAUUAAAACAAAAAAAAAAUUAUACAAAAUUUCAUUCAAAGUGAACCCGUUCUUUCCUUUUCUUAUUCCUUAAUUUUAAAAUGAAUUCAAUGAUAUUCAGAUACACAAAAAAUAUAAUGUGAAUGGAAUUUAAAAGAAUAAAAUGAGUUUGGAAUAAAUUUUUACAUAGAAAUCUCAUUCCAUGUGGUAUAAAACGGAACCAAUUUUAUCCAACAACGCAUAUCAAAUUAAUUGAAGAGGAAAUACAACAAGAAAGAAAUAGAAACAAAAGAAAAAAUUAAAAUCAAUAUCAAAUACUAAGGACAAUUUUUUUUUUAGAAAGGACUUUAUUAUACAUAGAGUUAAAAUAAAAAUUUAACAAAUAAAAAAUAUAAAAGAAAAAAUAAAAAAUUAAAAAUGGCUGAAGAAGAAUCGUUGACGAGAGGUAAUAUUAACGAUAGCAAUAAGGAUGACAAACAAAAUGGAAAUAAAAAUGAUGGGGCACCGGCCGCUGGCCAACAUCAAGAAGUUGAAUUAAAAGCAAAAAUGAGUCUUGUUAAUGGUGUCACUGUAAUAGUUGGUUCAAUUAUUGGCUCUGGUAUUUUUGUAUCACCAACAGGUGUUCUUAUGCACACAGGAAGUGUUAAUUUAUCUUUAGUUGUUUGGGUCAUAUCAGGACUAUUUUCAAUGGUAGGAGCUUAUUGUUAUGCUGAAUUAGGAUGUAUGAUAAAAAAAUCUGGAGCUGAUUAUGCAUAUAUUAUGGAAACAUUUGGACCAUUUUUAGCAUUUGUGCGUCUUUGGAUUGAAUGUAUGAUUGUAAGACCGUGUUCUCAAGCUAUUGUUGCUUUAACAUUCAGUGUAUACGUUUUAAAACCAUUUUUCCCUGAAUGUCAGCCACCAGAUGAUUCAGCAAGAUUAUUAGCUGUAUGUUGUAUAUGUGUUUUAACAUUUGUAAAUUGUUGGGACGUGAAAUGGGCAACUAGAGUUCAAGAUGUUUUUACAUAUGCCAAAUUAUUAGCAUUAUUUAUUAUAAUUGGAACUGGAUUGUACGAACUUGCAAGAGGAAAAACACAAUAUUUCACUUUUGAAAAUUCUAAUGCUGAAGUGACUUCUUUGGCGUUAUCAUUCUAUUCAGGAUUAUUUGCUUACAAUGGAUGGAAUUAUCUGAAUUUCAUUAUUGAGGAAUUAAAAGAUCCAGUAAAGAAUUUACCACGCGCUAUUGCUAUAUCAUGUACCUUAGUAACAGUUGUAUAUGUUUGUGCAAAUGUUGCUUUCUUUUCAGUUCUAUCACCUGAAGAAGUUUUAGGUUCUGAAGCUGUGGCUGUAACUUAUGCUGAAAGAGUAUUUGGUAUAUUUGCAUGGACUAUUCCAGUUUUUGUUGCAUUAUCAACUUUUGGAGCUGUAAAUGGUAUUUUAUUAACGUCAUCACGUUUAUUCUAUGCCGGAGCUUGUGAAGGACAAAUGCCAGAAAUAUUAACAAUGAUUCAAAUACAGAGACUUACACCAACUCCAGCCGUAUUAAUAAUGGCACUAUUAUCAAUGUUAUAUUUAACAUCUUCCGAUAUAUUUGCUUUAAUUAAUUAUGUUGGAUUCGCCACAUGGUUAAGUAUUGGCGUUUCUGUAUUAUGUCUUCCAUGGUUAAGAUGGGCUCAACCUAAUUUAAAUAGGCCAAUUCGUGUUAAUUUAAUAUGGCCAGUAAUUUACUUAUUAGCAACAAUAUUUGUAACAGUUGUACCAAUGUAUGCAAGUCCAGUUGAAACUGGUUAUGGUGUUUUAAUGAUUUUAUCAAGUGUUCCUGUUUAUUUCUUAUUUAUUGCAUGGAAAAAUAAACCAAAAUGGUUCCAAAAUACAAUGGUAAGCUUUACGAGAUUUCUUCAAAAAAUGUUAAUGGUCCUAGGAAAAACAAAACCGGCUCAAGUUUAAUUAAAAAAUAAACAAAUGAAAAAUGCAAUGAGAAAAAUUUGAAGAACAUUAAAGAGAAAAAUAAACGAAAAACCAAAAGAAUAAUGAGUGGAAGAAUUAUUAAAAAAAUAUUUUAACGAAUAAAUAUUUUAAUUUAUUUAUUAAAUUAUUUAAUAAAUAAUUUAUAAAAAUAUUGUACGAAAAUCAUGAAAACAUAAACAUUACAAGUAUAUAAAAAAACAUUGUGGCUGUUAAAAUUUGAUAAUAAUUCUUAAAAAAAAAAAAAAACAAACAAAAUAAAAAAAAAAUUGAAACCAUUUUGGUUCAAUAAAAAUUUUAAGCACGCAUAAACAAGGAAA